Penicillium maclennaniae is the source of this 687-nucleotide messenger RNA. Its product is annotated as GNAT family N-acetyltransferase. Gene Ontology annotation, molecular function: acyltransferase activity, transferring groups other than amino-acyl groups. The record is from RefSeq and is a predicted model, not a curated record. NCBI's taxonomy places the organism in Eukaryota, Fungi, Ascomycota, Eurotiomycetes, Eurotiales, Aspergillaceae. The coding region runs from base 1 to 687 and encodes 228 amino acids. The transcript has a single exon.
AUGGAAUCUACCUCUAUCUCCUAUGAGUACUCUUUCUUCCGAAUCUCCAAAAUUGAAGGGAUCCAAAUCUCGAUUCAAAAGUACCGAGACCUACGUCUGAAAGCCCUCCAGACCGCGCCGGGCUCUUUUUCAUCCACGUACGAAAUCGAAUCAGCAUUUACGGAAGCCGACUGGAUCAACAUCCUGACUGCACCCGACCGCGAGAUCUUCAUCUGUGCCGCCACACCACUCAAUCAAAAAUCGAGUGACUCAGAUGCCGUGUGGAUCGGGCAGGUCACUCUCCGCGGCCCACUAUCACUGGAGAACUUCAUUCUUCCCCCUGAGUCUGGCGAAGCGCCGCAGAAACUGGAUACCGAAGAAGAGAGAUGGCAGAUGCUGAGUCUAUUUACUCUGCCCGAGCAUCGGGGGCACGGACUCGGUGCCAGACUUUGUCAGAACGCACUUGACUUUCUCAAAACAUGUCGAUCAUCACCUCCCGGUGUUCAGGUUCGGCUUAUUAUCAAGCAGGGGAAUGAUAUUGCGGUGAAACUCUACGAACGGCUCGGAUUUUCCGAAGCUGGGUUGGCGACGCUUGCUGAGGCUUUGGUUGUCAAUGGAGACGGACAUCUUUUGCCGGAGGACCGGAGUGGUCCGAAAUAUAAUACUAGAGCUGGAGUGAUUAUGAUUUAUCGUAUGUCGAGGUCAUAA